This is a messenger RNA of Erigeron canadensis, 1275 nucleotides long. RefSeq names its product protein MICROTUBULE BINDING PROTEIN 2C. NCBI's taxonomy places the organism in Eukaryota, Viridiplantae, Streptophyta, Magnoliopsida, Asterales, Asteraceae. Gene Ontology annotation, biological process: plasmodesmata-mediated intercellular transport. The record is from RefSeq and is a predicted model, not a curated record. Gene Ontology annotation, molecular function: microtubule binding. Bases 93 to 1127 code for a protein of 344 amino acids. The transcript has 5 exons.
CUCUCCUUUUUCUUUUUCAAAAACCAAACUUUUUUCAGUUUCUAUAUCUAAAUCCCAUUUCACAUUCCCUUCAUACCAACACAAAAAUAAAAAUGUAUAAUAAUCAUCAAUCAUCUCAACAACACCAUUUUGAUUUCGAACAUGACAACAUAAAUUUUGCUGGUGCCGGAGAACCAACUUCAUGGCUUUCCGGCGAAGAUCUCCGCCCUUCAUCACCGACCCAUCACCGUAACCCAUCUGCAUUUUCAAAUUCCACCGCCGCCGCCGCCGGCAGCAAUGUUGACCGUGUUCUUUAUAAUGAUCUUGUUCAGAUUGUUCCCCUUGUUCAGUCUUUAAUUGAUCCAAAGGUGAAUAGUUCGUAUACGCGUAGAGGGUCAAUGAUUUAUACGAAGACACCUUCGGUUUCUAAUAAGAUGGCUGAAGUAAAAGGUGGGAAUGCUAAAUCGGUUCCAGGGAAAAAGCGCAGGGAAAAUGGUGGCAAUGAACAAGAUGGAGGUGCUGAUGGUUUAUCUAAGUUUUCCUCGAGUGCAAUUUUGACAAAGGAAAGGGAAGAAUUGGCCGAAUUGAGGGAAAAAGUGGAGGAUCUUCAAAGACGGUUGUUAGAGAAAGAUGAAAUUUUAAAAUCAGCAGAAGCUUCAAAAAAUGAAAUUAGUUCUGUUCAUAGCAUUCUUGAUCAAAUGAAAAAGCAGGCAUCGGAAAAGGAUGCAUUACUACGUGCUACUCAAGCACAAUUAGCCGACGUAAAGAUUAAACUUGCUGAUAAACAAGCAGCUGUAGAAAGGUUACAGUGGGAAGCAAUGACUUCGAACAAGAAGGUUGAAAAACUCCAGGAAGAUUUGAAUGCAGUUCAAGGAGAGAUGUCAUCAUAUACAAUGUUAUUUGAAGGCUUGUCGAAUGACAAUUUUACCCUUUUGGACCAAGAGUAUGAUGUUGUCCCCCUCAAUGGUCACCUUCCUGAAAUAGAUGAUAUGAAUGACUUGGAAGUAAGGGAAAUGGAAGAGGCAGAAGAAGCUUACAUGGCUGCAAUUGCUGUGGCGAAAGAGAAGCAAGAUGAAGAGUCCAUUGCCAUAGCUGCAAAUGCUAGGUUGCAUCUGCAAUCUUAUGCUCUAAGAAGUUCAAUAAUGUAAAAAGCCAACACUUGGAGUUCCUAUAGUAUCAUGUGUUGGAACCUUAUGUCGUGUGAACUGUUGUGCGAGUUGGAUUUACAUAUCUGCCUGUAAUGCUUAACCUCAUUAUCAGCAAGAUAUAUGAAAAGAGAAAGAAUUAACGUGUGCA